Bactrocera neohumeralis is the source of this 1440-nucleotide messenger RNA. Its product is annotated as dynein regulatory complex subunit 5. Bases 67 to 1440 code for a protein of 457 amino acids. The transcript is spliced from 6 exons. Lineage: Eukaryota; Metazoa; Arthropoda; Insecta; Diptera; Tephritidae. Gene Ontology annotation, molecular function: protein binding. The record is from RefSeq and is a predicted model, not a curated record.
CUUUCAAGGUAUUUUAAUCCAACACGUUGAGUAAAAACAAUUUUUCAAUUAACAUAAAACCGAAUAAUGAAUUUUUCAUACGUCGAAUUUCCCUGCACAAUCUCUUUGAACGCAUUUAAAGCUAACUUCAGUGCGGGCGACGUGAUACUACCGCGACUGCAUGACAAAUCCCUGGAUGUCAGCGCUGGCCAGCACACAAGAGAUAACGACGGUGGCAGGCAACAGCAGCAACCAAAUCAACCGGAAUCGCUGCGUCAUUUGGCACUCGAUGUCAUCAUUGCCAAUUGGAAUGACAAUCCCAUCUUCGAGGCGUUGACGCGACAGGAGGAUCGCAACUACAUACUUGCCCACCUGGAUACACAGUUGCCGCUUAAGUUGCUCAGCGAACGCAUACGUGACGAUUUCUUUUGGCGCCGUUGUUGUCAGCAACGCUGGAAGCCACACCACCACUCGAAUGGCCUGUCACAGCCGCAGCCCUGGAUUAGCAUCUACAUGCAGCGACAUCUGCAGGAGUUCAUCGAGCGCGUGGAGACGUGCGACUACGACCGGGAGCAAGUGCAGGCGAUAUUGAACAUUUGUGCGCCAUAUGUAAAUCAAAUGGAGAUAAAAUAUUUGAAACCGGCCGCCGAUGGACGUAACGAUCACAUUCCACUCGAUUUCGUAUUGAGCAACUUGCCCGAAUUGCAAACGCUACGCUUGACUUACGCCACCAAGACGGUGGGCAGUAGCUUUUGUCUGGGCAGCAAUACGCUUUCACAGAAAGACAUAGUAACGCUGUCACGUGGUUUGAGUCAGUGUCAUGAGUUAGUGACAUUCUGCCUUCAUAGCACUAAGCUCGAAUCUUAUCAACUACCAUUUCUGGCGCGUGCUUUGGACAAGGGUUGUCACAAGCUUACCUCCUUGUCCAUAAUUCAUUGCUCAAUGCGCGAUGCGGGGAUUAAAGGAUUUCUGAGCGCAUGCAAUAAGGAAUCAUUUAACCUGCUGGAAGUCCUCGAUUUAACUGAUAAUCGAAUAACCUCCGAAGGCGCUUACGUACUUAGUCGCACCAUGAAAGGAGUCUCAUUGCGUAAGCUAAUUCUACGCAUGAAUCCUAUACAGAGUGAUGGUGUCGCCGCAAUAUUUUCACUUUUGUGUGACUUACCCGUGGAGACACUAGACAUCAGUGGCUGUUCAAUUUGUCAAUCCAUCACAAAGCUAUUUAUGCAGCUAAUCAUAAAAAAUAAGGCUUUGGUGAGCAUUGAUAUAUCAAAUAAUGAUCUAGGCGAGGAAUUCGGCAAGCAACUCUACAAGAUCAUAGGCUUCAAUAAAGUUCUACAGCGUUUGGAUUUGCGCAACACUGGACUAAGCUUGGAAUUGAGAAAUCAAAUAAAAGAGGUUCUAGAAGGCAACAAAGUGAAAACUAAAUCGUAUCUGAAAACUAUUUUAAUAAAUAAGCAAUAA